Molecule: messenger RNA, 969 nt
Organism: Phragmites australis (common reed)
Lineage: Eukaryota; Viridiplantae; Streptophyta; Magnoliopsida; Poales; Poaceae
Product: large ribosomal subunit protein eL20
Exons: 4
Coding region: 148-684 (178 amino acids)
Biological process (GO): translation
Cellular component (GO): cytosolic large ribosomal subunit; ribosome
Molecular function (GO): structural constituent of ribosome
Source: RefSeq, a predicted model, not a curated record
CUCUCUCCGUCUCUGCCCUCCUCAGUCCUCAAGCUCGCCUCACCUAUAAAUUCCAGGAUCCAAAACCUCCGCCACAGCCGCCAUCUCGGAGCACCGCAUCACGUACGCCUCCCUCGCCCAGCGAUCCCCGCCGCAUCUCCGGCGAAGAUGGUAGCUUUCAGGUUCCACCAGUACCAGGUGGUGGGGAGGGGCCUGCCGACGCCGACCGAUGAGCACCCCAAGAUCUACCGCAUGAAGCUCUGGGCCACCAACGAGGUCCGCGCCAAGUCCAAGUUCUGGUACUUCCUCCGCAAGCUGAAGAAGGUGAAGAAGAGCAACGGCCAGAUCCUCGCCAUCAACGAGAUCUUUGAGAAGAACCCCACCACGAUCAAGAACUAUGGCAUCUGGCUGCGUUACCAGAGCAGGACUGGCUACCACAACAUGUACAAGGAGUAUCGUGACACCACUCUCAAUGGUGCUGUCGAGCAAAUGUACACUGAAAUGGCUUCACGCCACCGCGUCAGGUCCCCUUGCAUUCAGAUCAUCAAGACUGCUACGGUCCACUUCAAACUGUGCAAGCGUGAUAACACUAAACAGUUCCACAAGUCGGACAUCAGGUUCCCGCUGGUGUACCGCAAGGUCAGGCCACCAACCAGGAAGCUGAAAACCACCUUCAAGGCUUCAAGGCCAAACUUGUUCAUGUGAUCCAAGUCAUCCUUCCUACUAUGUAAGCCCAGACUGUUUGGAGGAUUGCUAGUUCAGAUUAAUAUUUAUCUACAUGCAACCUAUUGUUUCUAAAUCCUAGUUGGUAGGUCCACGCUGUGGCCUUUCUUGUCUUGAUGAAUAUCCUUUUCUUUUCUUUUCCUCCUCUUUAUCAUCUGAUGCCUUGUAUGGAUAGUUCAACUGUCUUCUGCUUUAAUGUUUGCUGACAUAUCUAAGGGGUGCUGGUUGCUUAUGUGUGACCUGUUGUCCCGCCCAGUUGUCCUGUUA